Kogia breviceps (pygmy sperm whale) is the source of this 1875-nucleotide messenger RNA. Lineage: Eukaryota; Metazoa; Chordata; Mammalia; Artiodactyla; Physeteridae. The record is from RefSeq and is a predicted model, not a curated record.
AUGGCCACACAGGAGCUGCACAGCAACGCCCACUUCUAUUCCGCCAAGGCCAAAAGGCUGGAUCUGUGCCAGCGACUGGUAGGCGACUGCUGGUUCUUGGCGGCUUUGCAAGCUCUGACUUUGCACCAGGACAUCCUGAGUCGUGUCAUUCCCCUGAAUCAGAGUUUCACUGAGAAGUAUGCUGGCAUCUUCCGGUUCUGGUUCUGGCACUUUGGGAAGUGGGUUCCAGCGGUGGUAGAUGACCGACUGCCUGUGAAUGAGGCUGGCCAGCUGGUCUUUGUCUCUUCUACCUACAAGAACUUGUUCUGGGGAGCUCUUCUGGAAAAGGCCUAUGCUAAGUUCUCUGGCUCCUGUGAAGACUUGCAGCGUGGACAGGUAUCUGAAGCCCUUGUGGACUUCACUGGAGGGGUGACAAUGACCAUCAACCUGGCAGAAGCCCCUGGCAACCUCUGGGACUUCCUAACCCGAGCCACCUACAGCAGAACCCUGACUGGCUGUCAGACCCACUCAGGGGAGAGAGUGCUGAAGAACGGGCUGGUGCAAGGCCAUGCCUAUACAGGGAUCAGGAAGGUGACCUCCAAACAUGGACCUGCGUACCUAGUCAAGCUGCGGAACCCCUGGGGGAGAGUGGAAUGGAGAGGAGACUGGAGUGACAGCUCAAGUAUGCGGGAGCUACUGAGCCCCAAGGAGAAGAUUCUGCUGCUGAGGAAAGAUGAUGAUGGAGAAUUCUGGAUGGCACUGCAGGACCUUAAAGCACAUUUCAUGCUUCUGGUCAUCUGUAAACUGAGCCCAGGCCUGCUGAGUCAGGAGGUGGGCACAGGGGCUCUUGGGUCUAAAGUGGCAGAAAGAUUUGAAGGGGGUAAGAUCUCAGGUGCUUGUCUAUGUUCGGCCCCAGACACAUUUUGGAAGAACCCACGGUUCCUGCUGUCAGUCUGGAGGCCCCAGGAGGGCAGGAGGUUCCAGAUGCCCUGCAGCGUGCUGGUGUCCCUGCUUCAGAAGCCCAGGCACAGGCACCGCAACCAGAAGCCUCACCUCGCCAUUGACCUCUACCUCUUCAGGGUAGUUCAACUGCUGCCCUCUGUCCUCUACCCACAGAGCUAUGAUGACCAGAGGAGACUGCCUCCCAAGUUCUUCUGGAAAAAUGCUCCCCUGAAUUGGCCUGAGACGUUUCUCAGAUAGAAGGAGGUGAGUCGGGAGCUGUGGCUGGAGCCUGGGACGUACGCCAUAUUGCCCUGCACAUCUGAAGCCCGCCAGGAGUCGGAGUUUGUCCUCAGAGUCUUCUCCAGGAAGCGCGUCUUUUAUGAAACUGGCCGCAAUUCAAGUGUCGUCUUCUCUAAGGGGAGUUGUCAGGAAACUGUAGACCAAAGUGAAGGGCAGGAUGAAUUCUUCACCAAACUCUUUGAUAAGCAUCCAGAAAUAAAUGCAGUCCAACGGCAGAAGAUCCUGAACCACAUGCCCUGGUCAGGUCUGAGGAGCGAACAGCCUCUCUUCAGCCUCGAGGCCUGCCAGGGGAUCCUGGCCCUAGUGGAUCUUAAUGCAUCCGGCACGAGUAUCCAGGAAUUCAGGGAAGCAGCUGAUACUCUAUCCGCCUUUGGUGUGGGCUCUUCGCGGGAGGCUUUCCACAAGCAAGACACUAACCGCUCAGGAUGCCUGAACUGGGCCCAGCUGCGGGCUGCCAUGAGGGACACAGGAAUCGUGCUCAGUGAUGACGUCUGCCAGCUGAUGCUUAUCCGCUACGGCGGCCCUGACCUCCAGAUGGACUGCUUUGUCCUCUUGAUGCUGCGUGUGGAGAACAUGGAGAACGUCUUCCAAAACUUGACCCAAGAUGGCAAAGGGAUGCACCUCCAGAAGCCAGAGGGCAUGGAGGGCAAGUGA